UGAAGUGCAGGAACCAGGAACUAUCAAAAUGGCUGUCAAUCCUGAUGCCGCGUAUCUAGCAUUGCUAGGAUUAGCGGAAGAAUUUCGGACUAUGAGCCCUCCAAACAUGAAGAACUGCAUUAGAUGUCUUCUAGCCAUAUUUCACCUAAAGCCUCCACCGAAAAUUGAAGCCAUCACUCACGUCCAGCUCGGGAAUCACUUGUUGCAGUACAGCAAGAACACUGACCUUGCUCAGUCUCACUUGGAACAGGCUUGGCGGCUCUCCCAAAAUAUCGUAGGAUUGGAUGAAGUAAAGUUUCAAGCAGCCAACGCGUUAGCUGACUUGUACGAAAAAAAGAAUCAGACAAAUGCAGCCAAGCAAGUCAUCACUAAAGCUAUCGAACUGUCUCGCAAUUCUGCCUUCUGGCACUGCAGACUUAUAUUUCGAGUUGUGCAAAUCUAUGCUGCCGAGAGGGAUUACAAUACUGCUUGCCGAUUCCUGAGCAUGGGAGCGGAAUAUGCGCACGUGGCGGGGGCGCAGUACACUCGAAUUUUAUUUCUGCUCAGCGAGGGCAUGUUGCUCAUGGUGGGCCGCAAGCUCGCUGAGGUUCAUCAGGUGCUCAGCCAGGCAGGACAGCUGGUUGAAGCAUGGCAGGGCUCUGUGCAGAAUAAGGAAGCUCUGAAAGUGUUUUUCCUUGUACUUCAAGUUUGCCAUUAUUUGUCUGCUGGGCAGGUUAAAAGUGUCAAGCCUUGUUUGAAGCAGCUUCAACAGGGAAUUCAGACCAUUACUUCUCUUCAUUCAGAUGAAGACGCUGUUCCCAGUAAUCCAGCCGACAUGUUCCAUUGGAUGCCAAAGGAACAUAUGUGCGUCCUGGUUUACCUUGUGACUGUGCUUCACUCCAUGCAAGCCGGGUACAUGGAUAAAGCACAUAAAUACACGGACAAGGCUUUGAUGCAAAUAGAGAAGCUGAAAAUUGUAGAUAGUAACCCUAUCUUACACUCGUUCCAACUCCUCUUGCUGGAGCACAUCGCUAUGUGCCGCCUCGUUAUGGGCAAUAAAACUCUCGCAAUACAAGAGGCAGCUCAAGCAUUGCAAAUCUGCCGUCAGGAACCAAGGCUCUUCGCAAGACAUAUGCCUCAGUUGCACACUCUACUGGGUCUGUAUGCCAUGUCCAUGAACUGUAUGGAAGCAGCGGAAGCACAGUUCAGCACCGUCUUACGGAGCAACGCAUCAACCGAGCUGCGCAUCUUGGCCAGCCUCAACCUGGUGAUCGUCUACCGAAGAAUGCCGUACAGGGACAAGGAGUUAACAGAACUUCUGGCGAGGCUGAACCCAGACACUCUACCUUCCACGUCCCACAGCUUGAGGGCAGCUGCAUACUACGUUCACGGGCUAAACGCUUUCUUUCAAGCUCGAUCCAACGAUGCAAAGCGCUACCUUCGAGAAACCCUGAAGAUGGCCAAUGCGGAGGAUCUAAACAGGCUUACCUCGUGUUCGCUGGUCUUGCUCGGUCACAUAUUUUUUAACCUUGGAAACAGCAGGGAGAGUAUGAACAUGGUGACGCCGGCGAUGCAGCUUGCAAGCAAGAUUCCUGAUGUUCAUGUGCAGCUUUGGGCAUCUGCUCUUCUUAAGGACUUGUAUCGUCUGUGUGGGAACCCUAUGCAAGAGCAAGAAGCCGUCCAAACCCACGCAAACUUUUCGCAGCUACUACUUAAAGACCAUUUUCAAGCAUCACAGUUGCCAGAACAUGCUCUGAUUCAGUGGAUCGAUGGGGAACCACCAGCAAUGACUACAUCCAGUGCCUCGACGAGUUCUGCAAUUCCAUGAUAGUAGCACUGCCCAUUUUCAUCAUAUUUGCACAAACAGCGAAACCCCCAAUAAUAUGGUUUUUACGAGAGUACAAAAGAUGCCCUACGACCCAAUUUUGCUCCAUAAUGACAACAUUGGAAACUUAGGAAAGGUAAAGUAAUUGUUUACAAACACACACAGUUUACAUAUGUGUGAAUGAGCUUAUUCGGCAGCAAUUCGUCACACUGGCAAUAGUAACAUAGAUAACUAGCCGAUUGUAAAGCCACAAUGCUGCUCACAAGUUUUAGUCUUCAUUCAUUUAGUUUGAUGUCCACAAAUCAACACACUGUCGUUAAACAGACAUCGCAGAGCUUACGGGUUAUGAGAGUACCGUGACACGCACGGGACCUUGUGGCAGUCGCAGCUAAUAGAACUGACAGUAGAAGGAAAAGCCCUCUCCUAAGGACUCCAGAAAUCGUAUCUAUUGUAGGGUUUCGCUGUACAUCUUGUGUUGUCACCAUUAUACUUGACAUGUAAAUACGGACGGUCAACGUGAGUCGCAAUUUAUUGGCCUUUUGCACCACCAUGCAUGUUAUAGCAUGCAGCAUUGUUUUCAACGAGUCUCAUCACUCACACACAGAUAUGACAUACACCUUCUUUAUGUAUGCCAUCCAAGAAGUACAUGUAAAUAAGUUAAGCUUCAUGAGAACCUCACUACUGAUAUUUGAGAAAAAUAAAGAGCACGUGAAAGUGGUC
Messenger RNA from Ornithodoros turicata, 2524 nucleotides. RefSeq names its product MAU2 chromatid cohesion factor homolog (gene Mau2). Bases 29 to 1807 code for a protein of 592 amino acids. Gene Ontology annotation, cellular component: SMC loading complex; chromatin. Gene Ontology annotation, biological process: maintenance of mitotic sister chromatid cohesion; mitotic sister chromatid cohesion. Gene Ontology annotation, molecular function: protein binding; double-stranded DNA binding. The record is from RefSeq and is a predicted model, not a curated record. NCBI's taxonomy places the organism in Eukaryota, Metazoa, Arthropoda, Arachnida, Ixodida, Argasidae. The transcript has 18 exons.